AUGAACCGCGGACCCAGUGGCCCACAGAACAUCUUCCGCACGCUCGAGCGUCUGCGACAGCAGGCUCAGCAGGCGUCACAGCAGUUCAACAAUGCAGGCAAGCCAGGCGGAAGCAGCGGAGGCAGUGGAGGCAGCGGCGGCGGCGGACGUGGAGGCCCGCCCAACCUCGCCAACAUCCUCGGCGGUUCGGCUGGUAUCGUUGCGCUCGUCGCGCUCGGCUUCGGUAUCAACAUGUCGCUCUUCAACGUCGACGGUGGUCACCGUGCCAUCAAGUACUCGCGCUUGUCAGGUAUCAAGGAGAACAUCUUCAACGAAGGUACCCACUUUAUGAUCCCCUGGUUCGAAAAGCCCAUCGACUACGACGUCCGAGCCAAGCCUCGCAGCAUCGCCUCGCUCACCGGCACCAAGGAUCUCCAGAUGGUCUCGCUCACCUGCCGUGUGCUCUCGCGCCCACGCGUCGAUGCGCUCCCCACCAUCUUCCGCGAGCUCGGCACCGACUACGACGAGCGCGUGCUGCCCUCGAUCGUCAACGAGGUGCUCAAGUCGGUCGUCGCGCAGUUCAACGCCUCCCAGCUCAUCACCCAGCGAGAGAUGGUGUCGAGAUUGGUGCGCGACAACCUCACCGCACGCGCGCAGCGCUUUAACCUCGUCCUCGACGACGUCUCCAUCACCCACGUCUCCUUCUCACCCGAAUUCACCCACGCCGUAGAGGCAAAGCAGAUCGCACAGCAGGCCGCGCUGCGUGCCGCCUUCCUCGUCGACCAGGCCAUCCAGGAGAAGGCCUCGAUCAUCGUCAAGGCGCAGGGUGAGGCCAAGUCCGCCGAACUCAUCGGCGAGGCCGUCAAGAAAAACAAGGGCUUCCUCAAGCUCCGUAAGCUCGAGGCCGCUCGCGACAUUGCCACCAUCCUCUCCCAGGCCGGCUCCCACAACAAGGUGCUGCUCGACGCCGACACCCUUCUGCUCAACGUCGCCAACGAGGACCCCACCCACUCCUAG
Messenger RNA from Moesziomyces antarcticus, 996 nucleotides. Its product is annotated as proteolysis and peptidolysis-related protein. Gene Ontology annotation, cellular component: membrane; mitochondrion. Bases 1 to 996 code for a protein of 331 amino acids. The transcript has a single exon. The record is from RefSeq and is a predicted model, not a curated record. Gene Ontology annotation, biological process: mitochondrion organization. NCBI's taxonomy places the organism in Eukaryota, Fungi, Basidiomycota, Ustilaginomycetes, Ustilaginales, Ustilaginaceae.